GAUUUCAGUGUCCUCCUCCUUACCGUAGUAGUUCGUUGGAUUGUUGUCUAACCUUUCCCGGGAUAAGAAAGUCUAUAUAGAAAUUGAAUGCUACAUCAAGUUGACUCUUACAAUUUCUCAUAGAUAACAAAAAAUAUUUUGUUAGGACACGCUUGGUUGAAAAGAUGGAUGUUGGGGUCCAUGAGAUGACUAUGGAGGAUGAAGAAGAUGACUUCAUGUUGUCAAGAAAUUACUUCCUUGCCAAAGAAAUUGGCAGCUCUUCAAGGAAGAAAUCCUCGCAAAAACACGUCGUCGACAUCAAUCAUGUUGACGAACAAGUCCUCCGAAAAGAAGUCUUUGAUAUUCCAGUGAAGCAUGAAAACGAAAUCCAACAUUUAAUCAAAAGUUACAGAAAUUUAUACCCUAAGUGGCUUUUUGAGUUAAGGUGUGGUUUUGGUUUAUUAAUGUAUGGAUUUGGUUCUAAAAAAGCCUUGCUCGAGGAUUUUGCUUCAACAAGCUUAACUGAUUUUGGAGUGGUCGUGAUCAAUGGCUAUCUUCCAUCAAACAAUCUUAAACAAGCCCUGAUAACCCUAGCUGAAGUCCUCUCGGACCAAUUAAAACAUGAAAGGAAGAGCUCUACAAGAAGCAAAUCGAACACUGAACAUACUUUUAGUUCUCUGUCAAUUGAAGAUCUUCUCUCAUUUCUGAAUGUGCAACUUCCACAAGACAAUAACUGUUUUGUCUGUGUUAUCAUACACAACAUUGAUGGUCCUUCUUUGAGAGAUCCUGAUUCACAACAGUAUCUUGCGCAAUUAGCAAGCUGUUCUAGAGUCCGUAUGGUUGCAUCGAUUGACCAUGUGAAUGCACCUCUUUUGUGGGACAAGAAGAUGGUGCACACUCAGUUCAAGUGGUCGUGGCAUCACGUCCCAACUUUUGCCCCUUACAAGGCGGAGGGCAAUUUUUUCCCAUUGAUUUUGGCAAAUUAUGGCAAUGCCCAAACCACGAAAACUGCUUUGGUUGUUCUACAGAGUUUGACACCCAAUGCGCAGAGUGUUUUUAAAAUCCUUGCCGAGCAUCAGCUAGCCAAUGAGAAAGAAGGCAUGCCAAACAGCACCUUGUACACCAAGUGUCACGCGCGAUUCCUGGUUAGCAACCAAGUAACACUGAAUUCCCAUCUAACAGAGUUCAAAGACCAUGAGUUAGUGAAGGCGAGACGGCACUCAGAUGGACAAGAUUGUUUCUACAUUCCUCUACCCUCUGAAGCACUCAGCAAGCUCUUGCAAGAAUUGGCAUAAUCUGAUUUCUCGUGGUCCAGUUGUUAGCGAAGUCAACCGUGUGUUUAUUUUUUGUGCAUUGUUGUGCUCAUUCAAUGUGUUUUAGCAACUCUAGCUGCUCUAGUUCUUUAGUUUCUAUGUUCCUCUAUCCCCUUCUAAGCACUCAGUAAGCUGUUAUAAGGA
Molecule: messenger RNA, 1436 nt
Organism: Zingiber officinale
Lineage: Eukaryota; Viridiplantae; Streptophyta; Magnoliopsida; Zingiberales; Zingiberaceae
Product: origin of replication complex subunit 2-like
Exons: 6
Coding region: 165-1274 (369 amino acids)
Biological process (GO): DNA replication
Cellular component (GO): nucleus; nuclear origin of replication recognition complex
Molecular function (GO): DNA replication origin binding
Source: RefSeq, a predicted model, not a curated record